Molecule: messenger RNA, 2169 nt
Organism: Labrus bergylta (ballan wrasse)
Lineage: Eukaryota; Metazoa; Chordata; Actinopteri; Labriformes; Labridae
Gene: wash1
Product: WAS protein family homolog 1
Biological process (GO): exocytosis; endocytic recycling; Arp2/3 complex-mediated actin nucleation
Cellular component (GO): early endosome; WASH complex; recycling endosome
Molecular function (GO): gamma-tubulin binding; alpha-tubulin binding
Source: RefSeq, a predicted model, not a curated record
ACGCGGAUGCGGAAGUACCAGGGAAGCACUGAACCGUUGUUUUGCUAAUCAGUAGCCCGGAUGCUAUCACCUACGGCAGAGCUCCGUGUGUUUUUUUAUUUAUUCGUAACCGAAAGCAAAUUAAAACAUCACCCAUGGUCAGGAUGACCCAGAAGCACUGCCUGGAGGGCCAGGUGUACUCGGUGCCGCUCAUCCAGCCGGACCUGAGGAGAGAGGAGGCGGUCCAUCAGAUAGCAGAUGCUUUACUGUACCUGGAGACCAUCUCUACGGAUAUCUUCAAAAGGGUGUCUGACAGUGUGGAGAAGAACCGCCGCCAGCUGCAGAGCGUCACUGACCGGAUCAAACUAGCACAGGCUCGUGUUGACAAGAUCAAAGGAAGCAAGAAGGCCACUAAGGUUUUCUCCAGUGCCAAAUACCCGGCCCCUGAUCGACUUCAGGAUUAUUCAUCCAUCUUUACUGAAGCUACAGACCCCUCCUCACAAACCCGCCCCCGCUUAAAGAUCCAGAAUAAACUUAGACCAUUUGAUGAGAAGGCCUUACAGGAGAAGUUGAUGUAUUUCCCGGUGUGUGUGAGCAGUAAGAAGAAGUCUGAGGAUGAGACAGAGGAAGGGCUGGGCAGUCUGCCACGCAACAUCUCAUCCGUCAGCUCCCUGCUGCUUUUUAAUACUACAGAGAACCUAUAUAAGAAGUAUGUGUUCCUUGAUCCUCUGGCUGGAGCGGUGACAAAAACACACACUACACUAGAGACCGAGAAAGAAGAGAAGCCGUUUGAUGCACCGUUGUCCAUAACAAAGAGAGAGCAACUAGAGAGACAGACAGCAGAGUCUUACUUCUAUGUGCCAGACUUGGGCCAGGUGCCUGAGAUCGAUGUGCCAUCUUACCUGCCUGACCUGCCGGGCAUUGCAGACGACCUGUCCUACAGUGCGGAUCUUGGGCCUGGCUUCGCCCCGUCAGGACCCGCACAAAACAUCCCUGAGCUUCCCUUCUUCCCCGACGAGAGCAUUGCAGCUGGACCUCAACUCCAACAGUACGUCCCGCCUCCUCCUCCACCACCUCCUCCUCCACCUCCACCCCCCGAGCCCGGCCUGGCUCUCCCCAUUCCAACAGGAGCUCCGCCUCCUCCUCCACCUCCUCCGCCUCCUCCUCCAGUGGACGUCACCGCAGAUGCCUCUCGAGCGCAAGGUUCAGGCCCUGUGGCUGGGGCACCCAGCGAGGUGGUCCAACCGUCAGACGGCAGAGCCAGCCUCCUAGAGUCCAUCCGCAACGCCGGAGGCAUCGGCAAGGCCAAGUUACGCAACAUUAAAGAGCGCAAGAUGGAGAAGAAGAAACAGAAGGAGCAGGAACAAGCGGCUGGGGCAGCGUCUAGUGGCGGUGACUUUAUGUCCGAUCUGUUCAACAAACUUGCAAUGCGAAGGAAAGGUAUUUCUGGGAAGGGUCCAGCAGGUGGGGAGACAGGUGAGGCUCCUGCUGGUACAGGCGGUGCAUUUGCCAGGAUGUCGGAUGUGAUCCCACCACUUCCCGCCCCGCAGUCGGCCACAGACGAUGACGACUGGGAAGCAUGAAAUGAAGGACAAUGAAAGCACUCCGUCAUGGAUAAUGUCGUGUAAAGAGCUUUUUCAAAAUCAUCCCAUCUCAUCAGAAAUGGUCCCAGAAGAAGAAAAAUAAUCAAUGAAACUCAAUUGAUAAACAAUUUAUUGAUAAUCAUAUUCAUUGUAAAACAUAUUUUCAUAACUCUUACAAACAAAUAUGAUUAGAAGUCUAACAGAAAUCGUCUUACUAACAUCUCUCGAUUUUAAUAAACGUUUUUCAUUACAUAACAGCUCACAUUGACCCUCUGGGGGUAAACCAGUUUCAUUGAUGCCCGAGUGUCUUAUCUCUGCAGCAGAUGCUUCAGUAAUUCAUUUCAACUUUCUGUUGUAAAAAAAAUAGUCAAGGCUACCUUUUUGCCUCCAGUUGAAUUUCAAGACAUCACCAGAGAAACAUCUGUCUGAUAAACGCUCAUUAGUUUAGCUUUGUGGCUUAAAAUAAUGUCAAAUAUAUUCAUUAUUUUCUCAUUUAUAUUCACAUUUUUUUUACAGAUGUGUAAGCAGAAGACUAGUAGCAGAGAAGGUUUGAGAGCUGAAAUGUAAAACAGAACAAGAGUGAUGGAAUAAAAACAGAAUAACUGCC